This is a messenger RNA of Zingiber officinale, 1457 nucleotides long. Its product is annotated as GDSL esterase/lipase At1g28600-like. Gene Ontology annotation, molecular function: hydrolase activity, acting on ester bonds. The record is from RefSeq and is a predicted model, not a curated record. The coding region runs from base 44 to 1198 and encodes 384 amino acids. The transcript has 4 exons. NCBI's taxonomy places the organism in Eukaryota, Viridiplantae, Streptophyta, Magnoliopsida, Zingiberales, Zingiberaceae.
GAACAGCCAAAAAAAAAAAACACUUGAGAAAACAGGGGCGGCAAUGGAUAAGCUCCCCUUCUCCUUCUUCCUCUUCCUCGUCUGCUGCUACUCCCAUUUCGCCUCCGCCCAGUGCUACAAUGCCCUUUUCAACUUCGGCGACUCCCUUUCCGACACCGGCAACGUCGUCCUCGCCGGCCUCCCAUAUGGCAUGACAUACUUCGGUCACCACACCGGACGCUGCUCCGAUGGCCGCCUCGUCAUCGAUUUCAUCGCCGAGGGGAUCGGGCUGCCGCACCUGCCGCCCAACACCGCCAGCAAUGCGAGCUUCCACAGUGGCGCUAACUUCGCCUUCAUCGCUGCCCCGGCCUUGCCCUUCGAUUUCUUCCACCGUCGUGGCCUCAGCCAAGGGCUCCAUGUGAAUGCCUCCCUCCACGAGCAGAUCGAUCGGUUCCAGAAGCUUCUGCCUUCCAUUUGCGGCUCGCCCCAAGGUCUCUCCACUGGCGCUAUCUUUCGCCCAGAUAACUCUCUUCUUGAUUCCUGUAAGAUUCCUCUUGCAGAAUGCAGGGAUUUCCUGAGCAAAUCCCUUCUGGUCGUCGGAGAGUUCGGGGGCAACGACUACAACACUGGGCUUUUCGGUGGAUGGUCCAUCACUAAAGUGAGGUCCUUUGUGCCCCAUGUCACUCGAGCUGUCGCCGAAGGCAUUGAACGAUUGAUUGGCCUUGGCGCUGUUGAUCUCAUCGUUCCUUCGGUGCUGCCGGUUGGCUGCUUCCCCCUAUAUCUCACGCUCUAUCAGUCCUCUGAUCCAACCGAGUACGGCCGCCGGACCGGCUGCCUGAGAAGGUUCAACGCCCUGUCAUGGUACCACAAUGCGGCGCUCCGGCGGCAGCUGGACCGCUUCCGGAAGAAGUACCCGGCUGUAUCAAUUCGUUAUGCUGACUUCUACGCCCAGCUAUUCGACUUCGUCAUUAAUCCUGUCAAAUACGGGUUUACUGCUGGAGCCUUGAGGACUUGCUGCGGAGCUCCUGGAACAGGGAACUACAACUUCAAUCUGCAGGCCAAGUGUGACCAAAAUGGCUCAACCGUGUGCUCUGACAUAUCUGCUCAUGUAAGCUGGGAUGGAAUCCACAUGACCGAGACUGCCCAUCGCAUCAUCGCCCAGGGUUGGCUCAAUGGCCCCUAUGUCAACCCUCCCAUUUUGAGUUCCCCCACCAGCUAAAGAAUCUCGAACGUACUGUUCUUGUCAGAGGAGGUGAUUGAAUCUUUGUUUCGAUUCAUAGGCGCAAAUUGUUCAUGCUGAUCAAUUCUUUACUUUGUUAGGGCUGGGUAAAUUAAUGACCAUCAGUGUGUUUCUGACAAGGACAAAUUCUAGUUCCAUAUUUGAGUACUAAGUUCAUGGCUUACUAAUGGCAGCAACCAAGUAUCAUCAACUGAGUUCUUGAACCAGUUUGGAUGGUAAAGAAAUUCUAGUUCCGUAU